GCUCUUUUUCAGCAACUUUUUGCAGCGCGCACACCUGGCCAUGCUCCGCGCCUCGCGACCGUCAGUAUGGGCCUCCCGGACCAGCGCUCCCUUUCUGCGCUCGUCGCCUGCCACUGGCGCAUCCAUCCGUAGCUUUGCCUCAGUCACGGACCUGAAGAAGUACCCGGCAGCCGGCUCGCAGCUCCACGGAUUCACCUUGAAGCGCGCCAAGCACGUCCCGGAACUGGAGCUCACUGCUCUGCAUCUUCAGCACGACAAGACUGGAGCCGACUACCUUCAUGUCGCCAGAGACGACUCCAACAAUGUCUUCUCCAUUGGCUUCAAGACCAACCCGCCCGAUGACACUGGUGUGCCACACAUUCUGGAGCACACCACGCUCUGCGGCAGCGAGAAAUAUCCUGUUCGCGAUCCCUUCUUCAAGAUGCUUCCGCGCUCGCUGUCCAAUUUCAUGAACGCCUUUACCUCUUCGGAUCACACCACGUACCCUUUCGCCACGACCAACCCCCAAGACUUCAAGAACUUGAUGUCAGUGUACCUGGAUGCCACUCUGCACCCGCUGCUGAAGGCGAAUGACUUCACUCAAGAAGGCUGGCGAAUUGGACCGGAGAACCCGUUACAGCCUGCCUCUGCGGACAACCAAUUGGCUUUCAAGGGCGUCGUCUAUAACGAGAUGAAGGGCCAAAUGUCGGACGCGAGCUAUCUGUACUACAUCCGGUUCCAGGACCACCUGUUCCCGGACAUCAACAACUCGGGAGGAGAUCCGCAGAAAAUCACCGACUUGACGCACGAACAGCUCAAGAAGUUCCACAGCGAUCACUACCAUCCUAGCAACGCAAAGGUCUUUACGUACGGUGAUAUGCCGCUUGACGACCACUUGAAGGAAAUCGGGUCGCAGCUGGAUAGGUUCCAAAAGAUCAAGGUGGACACUGAUAUCAAGACGCCAAUCAGCCUCAAGGACGGACCGAAGAACGUGACCAUGAAGGGGCCGGUGGAUCCGUUGGUACCACAGGACAUGCAGUACAAGACUUCCACAACAUGGUUGGUGUGUGACACGUCGGACGUCCUGGAGACUUUCUCGCUCGGUGUCUUGUCAUCGCUUCUUUUGGAUGGUUACGGUUCGCCUCUCUACCGUGGUCUGAUUGAAGCUGGGCUGGGCCCCGACUGGAGCCCGAACACGGGCUUUGACGGUUCUGGCAAGACUGGCGUUUUCUCCGUUGGUCUCAAUGGUGUCAAGCAAGAGGAUAUUCCCAAGGUCAAGGAAGCCAUCUUCAAGACUUUGGCGGAGGCGAAGGAAAAGGGCUUCAGCAAGAGCAAGGUCGACGGUAUCUUGCACCAGUUGGAGCUUGGUCUCAAGCACAAGACUGCCCAUUUCGGUAUGGGCCUUAUGCAGCGUCUCAAGCCCGGCUGGUUCAACGGCGUGGACCCAUUCGACGCGCUGGCGUGGCAAGAAACCGUGGAUGCUUUCAAGUCAAACUACGCGAAGGGAGGCUACCUCGAGGGUCUUUUGGAGAAGUAUUUGCUCAACGAUAACACCCUGACAUUUACGAUGGAGCCAUCUGAGAGCUAUGCGCAGGAGCUGGUGGUGGAGGAAACUGAGCGUCUGGCGAAGAAAAUUCUGGAUACCACUAAGAACUUUGGUACCGAAGAGGACGCCCACAAGUUCCUGGAACAGCGUGAGGUGGAACUGCUCGAAGAGCAGGAGAGCGGUCGGAAACAGGAUCUCAGCUGCUUGCCGACGGUUCAUGUCAAAGACAUCCCACGACAAAAGGAGAAGAAGGAGUUCCGUGACAGCAAGACGGGCGAUGUCAAGGUUCAGUGGAGAGAGGCGCCAACCAAUGGUCUGACCUAUUUCCGCGCUGUCAACGUCUUCAAUGACCUCCCUGACGAGCUGCGCGAGCUCAUUCCCCUCUUCAGCGACGCCAUCAUGAGACUUGGUACCAAGGACAAGACGAUGGAAGAGCUGGAGGAUCUAAUCAAGGCCAAGACUGGCGGCAUUAGCGUCGGUUACCACUCUACCAACUCCCCACUUGCAAUCAACGAGUACGAGGAGGGAUUGGCCUUUGCCGGUUACGCACUCGACCGGAACAUUCCCGAUAUGUACGAAUUGCUUCGGAUGAUCAUCAUGGAGACGAACUUCGAUGGUCCUGAAGCGGAGAAGAACAUUAAGCAAUUGCUCCAAGCUUCGGCCAGCGGAGCGGUCAACACUGUUGCAGAGUCUGGCCACGCUUACGCAAGGCGAUUCGCCGAGGCAGGCUUGACGCCCGCUGGACGGUUGCGCGAGCAGACUACGGGCUUGACCCAGGUCAAGCUGACGACGAACCUCGCGUCCAGGGACUCUCUUUCCGACAUCAUCGACAAGCUCAAGACGAUCCAGUCACUAGCGAUAGCGAAUACCAAGUCUCUGCGCGUGGCUCUGACCUGCGGCUCCGAGAGCUCCUCCACCAACGAAGCCGCACUGAACAAGUUCCUGUCCUCGAUCCCUCAGAGCCCUGCAGCAAUGCCCACAGUCUCGCGGCUAACGAGCUUCCCCCGCAACGCCAAGUCGUUCUUCCCCCUCCCAUACCAAGUCUACUACUCGGGCCUCGCCAUCCCCACGGUCCCAUACACGUCGGCGCAAGGCGCGCCGCUGCAGAUCCUAGCGCAGCUGCUGACGCACAAGCACCUGCACCACGAGAUCCGCGAGAAGGGCGGGGCAUACGGCGGCGGGGCGUACGCGAACGGGCUGGGCGGCAUCUUCGGCUUCUACAGCUACCGCGACCCGAACCCGCAGAACACGCUCAAGAUCAUCAACGAGUCGGGGGUGUGGGCGCGCGAGCGCGACUGGACGCCGCGCGAUCUGGAGGAGGCCAAGCUGAGCGUGUUCCAGGGGCUGGAUGCGCCCGAGAGCGUUAGCCAGGAGGGCAUGCAUCGCUUCCUGAGUGGCGUGAGCCAUGAGAUGCAGCAGACGCGCAGGCAGCAGCUGCUCGAUGUCACGAGGGACGAGGUCAGGGAUGCGGCGGAGAAGUGGCUGGUCCAGGGCGUGCCGAGGGGCCAUUUGGCCGUCUUGGGCGAGAAGAAGGACUUUGUUGGCGAUGACUGGGAAAUCAGGGAUUUGGGCAUGGAGGAGCAGCCCGAGAAGCCCGAUAUGAUUGCAGACCCGCCCGCGUAAGCUAAGUAAGAGGUGGACAAAGAAAGGAGACCCGGUAUGUAUGUAUUUGUAUUAUACUCUACUCACGCUGUUUCUGUUGUUGUUGGUCAGAAGCAUAGCGAAGCGGCGAAGGUGUUAAAUCGACGUUUCUGAACCACGCUCCGUAUUAUAUAUUUCCCGUUCAGCACAUACACACGCACGCGCAAGAAGAACAGACAACGCAAUGCCGCCGACAGUUUUCCUCCGUUGUCGAGCCGCAUUGCCGUGCUUUUUGGCACGUCGCGCAAGAUCAUCGCCCGCCGUACCCCGCCAUAUUAAAUUGUGUGGUUGUGGGUUCGUGGGCGCGCCCUGUGAGAAACUGCCGGGCUGUGAGUGGAAGGUCUGGCGGACUAGAAGGGGCGACAAGGUGUGAGAAGUGGCAUAUAUAUCUAUUUGAGAAACCUCCAUGAGUGUGAAUGAUGAUUAUAUAUAGUACUUCC
This is a messenger RNA of Aplosporella prunicola CBS 121167, 3606 nucleotides long. RefSeq lists its product as uncharacterized. Bases 41 to 3148 code for a protein of 1035 amino acids. Gene Ontology annotation, biological process: protein processing. Gene Ontology annotation, cellular component: mitochondrial matrix. The transcript has 2 exons. Gene Ontology annotation, molecular function: metal ion binding. The record is from RefSeq and is a predicted model, not a curated record. Lineage: Eukaryota; Fungi; Ascomycota; Dothideomycetes; Botryosphaeriales; Aplosporellaceae.